Messenger RNA from Polychytrium aggregatum, 1028 nucleotides. RefSeq lists its product as uncharacterized. The record is from RefSeq and is a predicted model, not a curated record. Bases 143 to 634 code for a protein of 163 amino acids. Lineage: Eukaryota; Fungi; Chytridiomycota; Chytridiomycetes; Polychytriales. The transcript has 4 exons.
AUCACAGCAUCACAGCAUCGCAGCAUCACAGCAUCACCUUCCAGCGACAACACCAUCGCAACUGCAAUCGCAAUCGCAACCACAACUGCACCCACAAUCGCAAGCGCACUCGCAAACCGCCAACAGCCCCCCGCCAUACACAAUGCUCGCCGAAACAAAGAACGUCGUCCUGAUCCCCGUCGACUCGGUCUCGGACCAGACCAGAUCGAUCCUCAACUAUGCCUUUGAGAAGCUCAUUACCCCCGCCGACGAGGUGGUGGUGUUGAACGUCCUCCAGCACAACCUUGAGGCCACUCUUGACGAACAAUACGAGCGUCUCCAGCUUGAAGAGACCGCCCGCACCUUCGAGGCUCUCGUCAGAGAGAUCGUCAAGGCUCACGGCGCCAGCAACAAGGUCGGUGUCUCGGUUGUCUAUGGCGAAGCCAGAGGCAUCAUCACCAUGGAGAUGCAAGAACGCCGUCCCCGUCUGAUCCUGAUGGGAAGCCACAAGAAGGGAAUCCGCCCGUCUCUUGGCAGCAUCGUCAGCCAUGUCGUCCACCGGGCCGAGUGCCCUGUCCUGGUUCUUCCCAACACCGUUGUGUCGACCACCCCUGCCACCCAGUCUGGCCCAAAAGUCGAGAUCCAAGUGUGCUAGACAAUCCAGCCAACUGGCCGAUUGCCAACCCACACCCAUGGCCCACACCCAUGGCCCACACCAAUGACCCACCACCAUCCCAUCACCAUCCCAUCUCCAUUCCAACCACCCGUCCCAAUUCCGGCUCCGAUGAUACCACCCACUCGAUGAAGGGUGCCGCCUGGCGUCCGUCGCCCAGGCCGUGUUUCGGUUUUUGAUUUUCUCUGACUCGUCCCCACUCCAGUCGCUCUCUGGUCGCUCUCUGGUCGCUCUCUCGAAUCGCUCGCCAUGGCACCGUCGCCUCAUGUGGCGACGGCGACCUUGUCUGUCAUGUCCUCCCAGCAGCCGUUCAAUAUCAUUUGCCGUACAAUUGAUUUCUUGAGCCCAUCUCACUGCCUGAUCGUGUCCAUCGUUC